Molecule: messenger RNA, 1109 nt
Organism: Drosophila suzukii
Lineage: Eukaryota; Metazoa; Arthropoda; Insecta; Diptera; Drosophilidae
Source: RefSeq, a predicted model, not a curated record
UACAAGCAAAACGGCUAAAGACCGAAAGAGAUGAGAAGGUGCGCAUCCUUUUUGAUUCUGCUCUGCAAAAGGUCGAUGGGAUAGUCGAAAAAUAUAAGCAAGAUGUGGACUACCAACUAAAUUUGAUUCGAGCAGGAGCUGAUGGGCAGCUGCUUCAGAUGAAAUUUUCGGAUUUUAUGUAUCUGAAGGAAAAACAUCCCAGCAACUAAUAGCGCAACUAAUCAACCGGCGAAAUCUUGGAUGACUGGAUUCAAAAAUGUACCAACUUAAAUUAUGGUUUAAAAGUUAUAUUAUUAUUCCGUUAUAUACUGUUAUUUAAAUAUUUAUGAUUUACUUAAAAUAUAUCAUCACAUUAUUAAAGAUCCAGGUGACUUUGUAUAUUUGAAUCAGUAGUUGACAGACUAACGAAUAUAUAGUACGAAUCUAUAGAAAAAUGCCUCGCACCAAGAUAUCAGCACGUCGUCAGGAGCAGCGCCAGAAGGCUGAACGUGAAGAGAAGGUGCGCCUGGCCCAAAUUAGGAUGGAUUCCGCUCUGGAGCAGAUCGAUGAGUUGGCCAAGCGCUACAAGCAAGAGGUGGACAACCAAAUUAAGCUGAUACGUGGUAGGACUGACAAUCAGCUGCUCCAGAUGAAAUGGUCAGAUUUCGCGGGUUUGAAGAUUAAGACCUUUGCUGAGCAUCAGUGGGCAGUUCCCAAGCCACCCACAACUCGUAGCCUAUCCAUCUGUCGCGCUCGUACCCGGACUCCACAGAAUUCGCAGUUGUCGCGAUUCCAGACGCAGUCGGCUGACAGGGCACUUAGAGGCGAUACCAUGAGCUUUGUGCGAUGGCCCAGGGCCGGGGAGCAGGUCCUCUCGAAGGCCGGAAGUCCCCUGGCCGUCCAGACGCAGCCGGAUCGCUGUGCCGACGUGCACAUUCCGACCAGAAAUGGCGUGAUCACCGUCAAACCGCACAAAAUUAACUCCGUGAAGCGGGAAGUACUAAUGCAGCUGGAUGAAAACACCCUCAACCAGGUGAAGACGCUGAACGCCAAUCUCGGACUGAUCGUGGAUAUGGCCACAAAGAUGGCUAAACUAAAACCCUAAACACUUCCCAUAGAAACAUCAUGAA